Molecule: messenger RNA, 651 nt
Organism: Staurois parvus
Lineage: Eukaryota; Metazoa; Chordata; Amphibia; Anura; Ranidae
Source: the annotation of a GenBank genome assembly
AUGAAAGUGGUCACCAGCAUGGCAAGAGAUGGACAAGUACUCACUGAGAUUGAUCAGGAGAAAUAUGAUGCUGAUGAGAAUGUCAAAAUCAUCUGUCUGGGAGACAGCGCAGUUGGAAAGUCAAAGUUAAUGGAACGUUUCCUUAUGGAUGGAUUUCGUCCUCAGCAGCUCUCAACCUUUGCUCUGACACUUUAUAAAUAUACCACAACUGUGGAUGGCAAGACUGUCCUUGUGGACUUCUGGGAUACAGCAGGGCAAGAGAGAUUCCAAAGCAUGCAUGCUUCCUAUUAUCACAAGGCACACGCCUGUAUCAUGGUAUUUGAUGUACAAAGAAAAAUUACAUACAAGAACCUUACCAGGUGGUACCAGGAGCUGCGGGAAUACAGACCAGAGAUUCCUUGUAUUGUUGUAGCAAACAAGAUUGAUGAUCUUCGAGUGACUCAGAAAGGCUUUAACUUUGCUAAGAAGCACAACCUGCCAUUUUACUUUGUUUCUGCUGCAGAUGGUACAAAUGUGGUAAAGUUGUUUACAGAUGCUAUCAAACUUGCUGUUUCUUACAAACAGAACUCACAAGACUUUUUAGAUGAAGUGAUGCGGGAACUGGAGGUAAUGGUGAUGCCCACUGAGUGUUAUAAUGUGCAUUAUUAUUAA